Messenger RNA from Ceratosolen solmsi marchali, 2321 nucleotides. Its product is annotated as bestrophin-4. Gene Ontology annotation, molecular function: chloride channel activity. The transcript is spliced from 10 exons. The record is from RefSeq and is a predicted model, not a curated record. Lineage: Eukaryota; Metazoa; Arthropoda; Insecta; Hymenoptera; Agaonidae. Bases 131 to 2296 code for a protein of 721 amino acids.
GCAGAGUUGGAGCCGAGAAGAGUUUGGAUCGGAGGACGCGCACUUCCGACUGUACUCGGUCGUCGCGAGGUGCAAGCACGGGAUCGUGAGAAGGCUGGAUCUGCUUCUAUAGUACAACAGCCUCGGAAGGAUGACGGUGUCCUAUCAGUAUGAGGUCGCCAGCUCCACCAGUGGCGGCUUCACCCGUCUCCUUUUCAUGUGGCGGGGCUCCCUCUACAAGCUCAUCUACCGGGAACUCCUCCUGUUCCUCGCCCUCUUCGGCGCAAUUUCUGCCCUGUAUCGUCACGCUCUCAAUGUCGACCAGAAGAGGGCUUUCGAGCAGAUCGUCGUCUACUGUGAUACCUUUAUCAAUCUAAUACCGCUGAGCUUCGUGCUGGGCUUCUACGUGGCCUACGUAGCCGGUAGGUGGUGGCAACAAUACACAGCCAUUCCUUGGCCUGACAAAGUAAUGCAUUCAGUCGCUCUUUACGUCAUCGGAAACGACGAAUACGGACGAAUGGUACGGCGGGCACUGAUGCGAUACCUCAACCUGUCGCUCAUUCUUGUUUUACGAUCCAUCAGCUCGGCCGUUAAACGACGCUUUCCUACUCUAGACCACGUUGUGGAUUCUGGCUUUAUGACCUCGUUGGAGCUGGAACUUUUUAUUUCUGUGCCAAGUCUUGAAUUUAACACUUACUGGAUUCCUUGCACGUGGUUCAUCAAUUUACUGAAAGAGGCGAGGACGAGCCAUCGAUUACCCGACGCUCAAGGCUUAAAAAUUAUAAUGGAGGAGUUUAAUGAUUUUCGAUCAAAAUGCGGUAUGCUUUGGAGCUACGAUUGGGUAUCAAUUCCAUUAGUAUACACACAGGUUGUUACACUGGCUACUUACAGUUUCUUUGCAGUGGCACUCGUCGGUCGUCAAUAUAUCGAGGGAGUCAUUAAACCGUUCCAAAUGAAAGUCGACAUUUACUUUCCAAUGUUCACAAUUUUACAGUUCUUUUUCUUCAUGGGCUUAUUGAAGGUCGCGGAACAGCUUAUAAAUCCAUUCGGCGAUGAUGAUGAAGAUUUCGAGCUCAACUGGUUGAUCGAUCGGCACACCAAGGUCUCGUAUCUUGGCGUUGACACAUUGAUGAAUCGUUGCCCGCCUCUCGUUAAGGACAUUUAUUAUGAAUCGGAAAAUAUAAUUUUACCCUACACGGAAGCGGCUGCCGCCUACAAGCGCAAAACGUAUCGCGGUAGCGUGGCAAACAUGACAGUACCCGAAGAAAAGCAAACGAUGUUUUUGCCUGACAUUAUUGAGGAGGAGGAGAACGCCACUGGUAAUAUAACUCCACGAACUUCUAGUGCCAGUCUUCCAACGCACAAUGAUAGUCCAUCUGAGAAUAAUAACAAACGCCAGGGUUACUCUUCCCCUCAAUCAGCUAAUCGAGCGGCUCGUGACUCUCGUGAAACAAUCGUUACGUUGGAUCUUCGUGAAGAGCUCGAUCAGCAACAGCAGCAACCACAACAACAGUCUCAACAACAGCAAGGAAAAUUCACGGAUCACCUUCAGAGCCGAAAGCCCUUCUUUGCCCUAGCCAAAUCCUCCAAGGUCAACAUUCAGCCUUGGCCGAGUGCGACGAAUCUUAAAUCCGAGCCGGUAGUUGGCUCCAUGUGGACUGAAAACGCACUGGAGCCUGGACAGCAAAGAAGAAAGUUGCAUCAGACGCGAUCAUUCAACAUUCCCAGCAUCGAUGUUAGACAGUCGUCGGUGGACGAUGAGCUUGACGACGAGGAUGACGAGGAUAUCCUCGACGGAAUUAAAAGCGAAGCUAUUGAAUUCGCUUCGAAAAAACGCUCGCAGAUGAUGUUUGAGCUACGGAGUAGAAAAGCUAAUCGGAAUUCGGUUGCGUACCGCAACUCCGGUGCUAAGGACACUCAAAAGCCGCACUGUAACUGCGAUCUUACGAGCUCCAGUAGCAGUUGCUGCUGCAACGGUUCCUAUUCUCAGCAACGACAGCAACGCUCGCAAUCCCAGCGCUCGUCCACGAGGAACGAGCGCAGCACGAGGUCACGGGCGCACCGCUUCAACAGUUUUCCAAAAUUCCUAGCGAAGCGGCAGCGAACGUCAUUCCGUAGUCCAGGCAUCCCAAUCCCUUGCGGACGUCAGAAUGAGUCCUUCGACGAAGGUCUUCCAGUGUCGAAGAGCUCGCCCGAGUUGGCGGUUGACGUCGACUUCAGCCAGUGCAAACACAUGCGUGCGACAUUUUUCACUGGUAACGAGGACGCGAUCGAGCAGGAUCCCGAUCUGCGGGAAAUUAUUAGCAAGAGGUUCUGAUCGUCGACCGAUCAGCUUUCUUUUG